Triplophysa rosa is the source of this 1381-nucleotide messenger RNA. It is a transcript of the gene tsfm, whose product is annotated as Ts translation elongation factor, mitochondrial. Bases 86 to 1003 code for a protein of 305 amino acids. Lineage: Eukaryota; Metazoa; Chordata; Actinopteri; Cypriniformes; Nemacheilidae. Gene Ontology annotation, molecular function: translation elongation factor activity; protein binding. Gene Ontology annotation, biological process: mitochondrial translational elongation. The record is from RefSeq and is a predicted model, not a curated record. Gene Ontology annotation, cellular component: mitochondrial matrix. The transcript has 6 exons.
CGCUCUAUGUAGAAAUCGUGUUUCAAUGACAUUCCAGUUACUGUCAUAAGAGAAGCACCACGUUUGUCCAGUGGACGAUACAGAAAUGGCUUUAUAUUCUUUAUUUCGCUCUGUCAGAAGUGAGCUAGGCAAGGUAUGUCUCGCGCAGCAUCAUUCUAUCUACACCAGCUGUCCCAGUUUAGGGGCAGAUAAAGCUCUUCUUCUGAAAUUGCGCAAAUCCACCGGCUACACCUUCAUCAACUGUAAAAAGGCACUGGAGAAGUUUAACAAUGACAUUACACAGGCAGAAAGCUGGCUACACGAGCAAGCACAAAAAGAGGGAUGGAGCAAGGCGAGUAAGCUGGAGGGUCGGAAAGCCAAGGAGGGAUUGAUUGGCAUUGUGAUGGGUGACAAUUCUGCUGUCAUGGUUGAGGUGAACUGUGAGACAGAUUUUGUGGCAAGGAAUGAGAAGUUUCAGCAGUUGGUGAAGGAUGUUGCUUUGUCUGUAAUGGCACAUCACAAAAGCCAAAGACACACAGGCUAUAUUAAGAGUUUGGUGUGGUCUGAUGAUAUUGCUAAGCUUCACUUGCCCGAGGGACCUUCACUGGCAGAUCAGCUCGCUUUGACGAUAGGGCGACUGGGUGAGAACAUCGGCAUGAGGCGAGCUGUGUCACUUGGCGUUCCCUCCGACUGGCACAUUGGUGCAUAUGUUCAUGGGGCGGUUCCUGGUCAGGUCGGCAUGGAGAUGGGACACUAUGGAGCGCUUGUUGUGUUUAAAGGUGGAUCGAAGGAGGUGAUGGAAACUCUAGGAAGGAAGCUCGGGCAACAUAUAGUUGGCGAAGCACCGGUUGCUCUUGGCAACAUGGACGAUAUACCAUGUGGUGACUCAGAGACGAGACUCUUGCCCCAAAGCUUCCUUCCAGAUCCCAAAUAUACAGUGGGACAGUACCUGACUCUACAUGAUGCACACGUGCUGGACUUUAUACGCUUCCAGCGUGGAGAAAACACCAGUCAGGAGGAGUGAGAAGAGCCGUCUGAAUGAGAAAAUACAGACCUUUUUGUUGUUGUUGAAUUCUGUAAAACAUGAAAUGUUCCUUAAAGAAUAAAGAACCUGUAUAAAAUUAGUUUCCCAACCACUCGGUUGAAAACAGUGCUUUUUAUGAACAUGUUUAAACUGAUAAAUUAUCUAAAGAUGCUGUCAUUGUUUGACAUUUGUAUAAUUUUGUCAAACAAUGACAUUUAUAUCUAUCCAGUCACGACCCUUAAGAAAAAUAUGAUUUGAUCAGCAAAGAUUCUGAUAGUGGCUACAGAACUGAUACAUGAAGAAAUGUUACUGAUAAACAACAAAUCUGUCUCAAUCCUGUUAAACUUUUGUCCCACCACCAUAAAUAAAAAAGUUUAU